AGAUCUUCGAAGAUCCGGUCCGAGCGCGCCGCUUUCGUUUGUUGCCACGGCAACUGGGAGGCGCGAGUGCCCGCGGGAAGGAGGCGCCCACAUUCCUCCCCGCGAGCCCAGGGGAUUGAGAAGUGGCCAACCCUGAGCUCCCAGCCCCGGAGGCCUCGGGGCCAUGGGCCGGAUCUCGGGGCUCGUGCCCUCCCGUUUCCUGACGCUCCUGGCGCACCUGGUGGUCGUCAUCACCUUAUUCUGGUCCCGGGACAGCAACAUCCAGGCCUGCCUGCCUCUCACGUUCACCCCCGAAGAGUACAGGAAGCAGGACAUGCAGCUGGUGGCAGCGCUCGCUGUCACCCUGGGCCUCUUCGCAGUGGAGCUGGCCGGUUUCUUCUCAGGAGUUUCCAUGUUCAACAAUACCCAGAGCCUCAUCUGUAUCCUUUCCCACAGGGCCCAUUUCCAUCACGCACCCCCUCAGCCACCUAACGAGCACUUUGGG
This is a messenger RNA of Myotis brandtii (Brandt's bat), 484 nucleotides long. RefSeq names its product transmembrane protein 107. Gene Ontology annotation, biological process: protein localization to ciliary transition zone; non-motile cilium assembly. The record is from RefSeq and is a predicted model, not a curated record. The annotation marks the transcript as partial. The transcript has 3 exons. Lineage: Eukaryota; Metazoa; Chordata; Mammalia; Chiroptera; Vespertilionidae. Gene Ontology annotation, cellular component: MKS complex.